GACCGCCCGGGGCAGGUGCCUCCGGACCCCCCGGCCAGGCUGGGGCCGCCCAUGCGGCUCUGAGAGGACGGGGGUGGCCGGGCCCCCCCAGGGCCCCCCAGGGCCCCCCCAGACCCGCCCAGGCACCAUGACCUGUCCGGCCGCUGAGGGACACCCCAAACCCGGGGGCCACCGAGAGACCAAAGCCCACCUGGGCUCCGUGGCGCACCUGGGCUCUGUGACCCACCUGGGCUCCCAGCACGGCUCCAUGGCUCCAGAAGGUUCUGAGGGACACCAAGAGACCAAAGCCCACCUGGGCUCCAUGGCCACCAGAGGAUCCUUGGCCAGCUGGACCUCUGCGGUCAGCCAGGACCACCGAGAGACCAAGGCCCACCUGGGCUCUGUCGCCCACCUGGGCUCUGUCGCCCACCUGGGCUUUGUGGCCGACCCAAACUUCGUGGGCAACCAAAACUUCGUGGGCAACCAGGACCAUGCCAAGCCCGGUGCUGGUGGUGGCUCUGUGGUGCUGUUGGACUCCAAGAUCUCCCAAGGCUUUGAGGAGCACCUGGGCACUCGGCUCAGCCAGGUCUCUGUGACACACCUGGCGUCCGUGGCUACCCAGGAGCACCUGGAGAUGGAGCUGCAUCAGGAACCCGAGGCCAGCCGCGGUUCUGGGGGCAACCAGGAGCACCCAGAGCCCGACACCAACGUCCCCUUGGACUCCAAGGUCAACCAGGGCUCCGUGGGUCAUUUAAACCUGAAGGGCCACCAAGACCUCGCCCCUUCCCCGGCCUCCGAGGACCCCCAGGAGCCCAAGGUCACCCAGGGUCCCGUGGCCAACCAAAACACCAAGGUCAACCAAAGCCCCACGGCCCCUCCAGAGGCCAAGAUCAACCAAGACCCCGUGGUGUGGUUAGACUUGAGGGUCCACCAAGCCCCCGAGGACCCCCAAGCCCCCCUGGACAGCCCAGCUGGCCAGGCCCUGGUGGCUCUCACGGACUGGAACAUCCACCAAGCCCCGGUGGCCGAGCACAGCCCCGCGGACCCCCGAGACACCGAGGCCAAGCCCGGCCCUCCGGACCUGAGGGUCCCCCUGGCCACCACCACCAAUGGACGCUGCCCGGGCACCGAGUGCCACCAACCCCUCGUGCCCACCCGGGCCACCCCAGCCCCCUGCCCGCGUGCCCAAAUCCCCUCGGGCGCCCGCCUGGGGCUGGUGCUGCUGACGCUGGGCUCGCUCCUGCUGCCCUGCGCCCGCGGCUCGGCGCUGGAGUUCGGCGGCGCCCCGGGGCAGUGGGCGCGCUACGGGCGGUGGGCGCCGGGCGCGGGGGGCCAGCUGAGCUUCCGCUUCAAGACCAACGUGACGCGGGCGCUGCUGCUCUACCUGGACGACGGCGGCAACUGCGACUUCCUGGAGCUGCUGGUGGCCGAGGGGCGGCUGCGGCUGCGCUUCGCCAUCGCCUGCGCCGAGCCGGCCACGCUGGAGCCGCCGGCGCCGGUCAGCGACGGCCGCUGGCACGCGGUGCUGCUGACGCGGCAGGCGCGGCACGCGGCGCUGGCCGUGGACGGCGAGGCGCGGGCGGCCGCCGUGCGCUCCAAGCGGCCCGACAUGGCCGUGGCCAGCGACCUCUUCGUCGGCGGCAUCCCGCCCGACGUGCGGCUCUCGGCGCUGACGCUCAGCACCGUCAAGUACGAGCCGCCCUUCCGCGGGUGGGUGGCCGACCUGCGGGUGGGCGACGCGCCGGCCGCGCUGCUGGGCGCCCAGGGGGUCCGGGGCGACGGCGACGAGCGCUGCGCCCACCACCCGCCCUGCGCCCACGGCGGCCGCUGCACCCUGCGCCGUGGGGAGCCCCGCUGCGACUGCGCCGGCACCGGCCACCGCGGGCCCUUCUGCGAGGAAGAGGAAGAACCCGCGGUGGAAGGUCCCGCCCACCUGCGAGUCACCGGCCAAGGGCCCGCCGAGGUCGCCGAGGGGGGGCCCGGCCGCGGCGCCGGUGAGAUCCAGCAGGCAGCGAAAGGCCGCGCCGAGUACGUGGCCACGUUCCGGGGCAGCGAGUUCUUCUGCUACGACGUGUCGCGGUCGCCGGUGCAGAGCAGCGCGGACGAGCUGGCGCUGGCGUUCCGCACGCGGCAGCGCCACGGGCUCCUGCUGCACACCGGCCGCGCCGCCGACUUCCUCAACCUGUCGCUCAAGGCCGGCGCCGUGUGGCUCGUCAUCAACCUGGGCGCCGGCGCCUUCGAGGCGCUGGUGGAGCCCGUCAACGGCAAGUUCCACGACGGCGGCUGGCACCACGUGCGCGUCACGCGCAACCUGCGGCAGCACGCAGGGAUCGGACACGCUAUGGUGACCAUUUCCGUGGACGGCAUCCUGACCACCACGGGCUACACGCAGGAGGAUUUCACCAUGCUGGGCUCCGACGACUUCUUCUACGUGGGGGGGUCCCCCAACACCGCCGACCUGCCGGGGUCCCCCGUCAGCAACAACUUCAUGGGCUGCCUCAAGGACGUGGUUUACAAGAACAACGACUUCAAGCUGGAGCUGUCGCGGCUGGCGCAGGAAGGGGACGCGCGGGUGACGCUGCACGGGGCGCUGCUCUUCCACUGCGACCCCCCCCCGGCGCUGGACCCCGUCACCUUCGCCACCCCCCAGGCGCACCUGGCGCUGCCCACCUGGCGCCCGGCCCGCGCCGGCUCCGUCUCCUUCGAUUUCCGCACCACGGAGCCCAACGGGGUGCUGCUCUUCGGGCAGGGACCCCCCCGCGAACCCCCGGCCCCCCGGGGGCCGCCCCCGCCGCCCCCCGAUUUCCUGGCGCUGGAGCUGCUGGACGGGCACCUGUACCUGCUGCUGGGCAUGGGCGCGGCCGGGCUGCGGCUCCGCGCCAGCGCCCGCAAGGUCACGGACGGAGAGUGGUGCCACGUGGACGUGCAGCGCGACGGGCGCAAAGGCUCGGUGUCGGUCAACAGCCGCAGCACGCCCUUCCUGGCCAGCGGGGACCGCGACGUCCUGGACGUGGGGGCCGAGCUGUACCUGGGGGGGCUCCCCGAGGGCCGCGCGGGCCCCCCCGCGCCCCCCGAGCUCUGGGCCGCGGGGCUGCGCCUCGGCUUCGUGGGCUGCGUGCGGGACCUGUUCGUGGACGGGCGGAGCCGCGACGUGCGGGCGCUGCUGGGCCCGGGGGGGGCUCCGGGGGUCGCCCCGCUCUGCGCCAGGGACCCCCCCCGGCUGUGCGCCAGCGGCCCGUGCCGCAACGGGGGCACCUGCCGCGAGGGCUGGAACCGCUUCGUGUGCGACUGCCGCGGCACCGGGUACCUGGGGCCGCGCUGCGAGACAGAGGCGGCGGUGCUGAGCUACGACGGCAGCAUGUACCUGAAGGUGCAGGUGCCGGGCGAGCAGACCGAGGCCGAGGACGUGUCCCUGCGCUUCAUGUCCCCCCGAGCCUUCGGCCUCGUCCUGGCCACCACCUCGCGCCACUCGGCCGACACGCUGCGCCUCGAGCUGGACGGGGGGCGCAUGAAGCUCACCCUCAACCUGGACUGUGUCCGCGUGGGCUGUCACCCCAGCAAGGGCCCCGAGACGCUGUUCGCGGGGCAGCGGCUGGAUGACAACGAGUGGCACUCGGUGCGGGUGGCCCGGCGCGGGCGCAGCCUCCAGCUCGCCGUGGACAACGUCACCGUCGAAGGACAGCUGUCGGGCUCCCACACCCGCCUGGAGUUCCACAACAUCGAGACCGGCAUCGUCACCGAGCGCCGCUUCCUGGCCGUGGUCCCGUCCAACUUCCUGGGCCACCUGAGCGGGCUGGUCUUCAACGGGCUGCCCUACCUGGACCUGUGCCGCGACGGCGACAUCAGCUCCUGCGAGCUCAACGCGCGCUUCGGCCGCCGCGCCAUCGUGGCCGACCCGGUGGCCUUCGGCGGCCGCGGCUCCUACGUGGCGCUGGCCACGCUCCAGGCCUUCUCCUCCUUCCACCUCUUCUUCCAGUUCAAGACCACGGCGCCCGACGGCCUCAUCCUCUUCAACGGCGGCAGCGGCUCCGACUUCCUGGUGGUCGAGCUGGUCAAGGGGUACAUCCACUACGUGUUCGACCUGGGCGAGGCCUCGCUCAUGAAGGGCAACUCGGAGCAGCCGCUGCACGACGGGCGCUGGCACGAGGUGGCCGUGGCGCGCGAGGGGGGCACCCUGCACGCGCUGCGCGUGGACGGGAGACCCGUGACCCAGCACGGGCAGGGCGCCCGCGGGCUGCAGCUCAAGGGUGAGCUGUACGUCGGGGGGGUCAGCCCGGGGCUCCUGGGGCGCCUCCCGCGCCUCGUGGCCUCCCGGGGCGGCUUCCGGGGCUGCCUGGCCUCGCUGGACCUCAACGGGCGCCUGCCCGACCUGCUGGGGGACGCCCUGAGACGCGUGGGGGACGUGAGGAGGGGCUGCGACGGCCCCAGCACGACGUGCGCCGAGGACUCGUGUGCCCACGGGGGCGUCUGCCUGCAGCAGUGGGACGGCUUCACCUGCGACUGCAGCAUGACGGCCUUCGGGGGGGCCGGCUGUGCCGAGCGUGAGUCCCAGGCAGCUCCACCCUCUGCCCCACACCUGGCUGGGGGUCCCGGGGGGGCUUUGGGGCCGCUCUAUGGGCCGGACCCGAUCCCGGUGUCCCCGUGGGGCUGUGGGGACACGGACACGG
Molecule: messenger RNA, 4646 nt
Organism: Melozone crissalis (California towhee)
Lineage: Eukaryota; Metazoa; Chordata; Aves; Passeriformes; Passerellidae
Product: neurexin-2-like
Source: RefSeq, a predicted model, not a curated record